AAAACAUUUCAAUACACAAACAACACACUUCUUCUUUCUUUGAAUCCUAAUUGCAAGAGAGAAUGGCGAAAGAGUCCACCACCAUUGACGUCGGCGAGCCGAGCACCGUUACCAAAAGUACAAUCCAUGAGAAGAAGAAGGGCUUUGUGGCAGCAGCUGCAGGAGGCGGCUACAAGAGAGGUUUGGCCAUAUUCGAUUUCCUCCUCCGUUUGGCGGCCAUAGGAAUUACCAUCGGUGCUUCCUCCGUCAUGUUCACCGCCGAGGAGACACUUCCCUUCUUUACUCAGUUCUUACAGUUCCAAGCUGGUUACGAUGACUUCCCCACAUUUCAGUUCUUUGUGAUAGCCAUAGCCAUCGUCGCCAGCUAUCUCGUCCUUUCACUUCCUUUCUCCAUCGUUACUAUUGUCCGUCCACUUGCCACCUUGCCCCGGCUGAUCCUCCUUAUCUCCGACACCGUGGUCGUGACGCUUACCACAUCAGCGACGGCUGCAGCAGCCGCGAUGGUUUAUCUUGCACAUAACGGCAACUCAAACACCAAUUGGCUCCCUAUUUGUCAGCAGUUUGGAGACUUCUGCCAGGCCACGAGUAGUGCAGUUGUAGCCGCUUCUAUUGGAAUUGUCUUCUUCAUCCUUCUCAUCAUCAUCUCAGCCAUUGCUCUAAAAAGACAUUGAUCUCCUUUUUUCAACCUGUCAAGAUCGUAAUGGACCUAGAUGUUUUUAUUGUGCUUGUUCGUGGCUUGUGCUUUUGUUGUAUCAUGAAAAUGUGAGUACUAUAUAUAGUAUGAUAUAUGGUAUGGAAAAGUGUAACUAGAAUUGUUUAUGUCAAAAAAGAAAUUUG
Messenger RNA from Eruca vesicaria subsp. sativa (arugula), 837 nucleotides. Lineage: Eukaryota; Viridiplantae; Streptophyta; Magnoliopsida; Brassicales; Brassicaceae. The record is from the annotation of a GenBank genome assembly.